Messenger RNA from Pecten maximus, 3659 nucleotides. Its product is annotated as ubiquitin-conjugating enzyme E2 L3-like. The transcript is spliced from 4 exons. Bases 75 to 539 code for a protein of 154 amino acids. The record is from RefSeq and is a predicted model, not a curated record. Lineage: Eukaryota; Metazoa; Mollusca; Bivalvia; Pectinida; Pectinidae.
CGUACAUUGCAGAGCGUCCAUGGGCAGGUAACUCGUCAUGGCGCUAUUAGAGUCACGUGACUAAGACGAUAAAGAUGGCAGCGACCAGGCGCCUUAAAAAGGAAUUAGAUGAUAUACUAAAAAAAUCAAUUCCAGCAUUCAAAAAGAUAGAGGUAGAUGAAUCCAAUAUGUUAUACUGGACUGGGCUUAUGAUGCCGCUUGAUCCACCUUAUAACAAAGGAGCAUUUAAGGUUGAAAUAGUGUUUCCAGCCGAAUAUCCAUUCAAACCUCCAAAAAUAACAUUUAAGACAAAAAUCUACCAUCCAAAUGUUGAUGAAAAGGGACAAAUAUGUUUACCUAUCAUUAGUGCAGAAAACUGGAAACCAGCAACAAGGACUUGUCAGGUGAUUGAAGCUCUAAUUAACUUAGUCAACAGCCCCGAGCCAGAGCACCCACUCAGAGCUGAUAUAGCUGAGGAGUAUACCAAAGAUAAGAAGAAAUUUUUGAAAAAUGCAGAGGAGUACACAAAAAAGAAUUCAGAAAAACGGCCAACGGAUUAAGAAUUUUGACAUAAUAUGAUGAUGUUAAGUUUAUACAUGGUGACUUUCAAACAUCUGUGUUUGUGAUGCGCCAUUGUUUAGCUGUCACCAUGGAGAUGUCAUGGCACUUUUCUGUCGAUAAGUCUGUUUAUUUCAUCAUUAAUAAAUUUUGGCCUUGGUUUUGAAUUACAGAUCACUGUGGCCUUGUUCCAGGAAGAAAUGAUUUUAGGAGAAAUUGGUGAUUGUCUGUUUAGAGCUGAUUUUUAGAAUGUGAUAAAUAGCAAUCUUUUCUAGAUUGUCAUAAUUUAGUAAAGAAUUACAUAAGUACAGAAGAUCACUUUGAAGAGUUUAAAAAUAUUGCUGUGUUUUGUUUCUCGUUAGGACUUUAAAUCAGGUUGUAGUUUUGUUGAAUCUGAAAAAAAUGGGUUAAUUGUUUAUAUAACUUAGUCAUUCUUAAAAUAUUAACAGAUAUAUAUGCAAUACUGUCAUAUGCAAUAUUGAUUUGAUUGUGUUCCUAUAUUUAUUUAAACAACUUUGGCAAGUCAAGAAGAACAGCUUGUUAUACUGAAUCUUUGGCACAAGUUAUGCAAACAAUAAAUCUGACAUUAUUUUAUUCAUUGACGUCAAAAAAGAAAGUAACAAAUUACAAUGAUAUAUUAAUUUAGCUAUUUAGAUUUGCCGAAAAAUGAAAAUACAAAGUUUGCUACUGUAAGAAUUAAGUAUUUAAAUUAAUUACACAAGGAGUGUUCUGGUUUUAGUUAUAUAAAUAUAAAUAUUGUUUCAUAAUGUUAUAUUACUUUGCAUCUAUGACACAAACAAUAAUCUCCUUACAGGGCAUGCGUCUUCAGAAUGAGUUGUCGACUCUUGACUAAGAAACUUAAAAGUCAACUUUCAAUGAAUUGGGGAAACAAAGAAGAUAAUAAUAAUAAAAACAUAGAAACACAUUUGAAGAGUCUAGGACACAAGUCUUUUGUAGCACCUAAACUAAACCAGAAUGGACUUGUCAGUAGAUAACAAUACACUUUUAAUUCUUCUGUCAGUGAUAAAGUGCAGCAAUCUCAAAUUAUAACAAAUUGAACACAUGACUAAAACUAAUAUUUCAUAUUAAAGUUGAUGUAUUUUAGGUUUUUUGAGUUCUAUUUCUGUUUACUGUACACUAAAAUAUCUAGACAAUGUUUUCAAAAAGAGAUAAGAAGGGACAGCUAGAAGAAGGGAGAUAACUGGAAAUUAGAGAAGGGAGAUAACUGGGGGUAAAAAUUCUGUGUGUCGCAGGUACUAUAACAGGACACCGCACUUUGUGAUUUAUACAAAUUCCAUUAAUAGUUGUAUUGAGGAUUUAUAUGUUAAGUGUGUUUUUGUUUAUAUAAAAUAUGUUCUUGGUUAACUUUGCCUGUCUGUAUUCUGAUAGUUUCAUACUUCAUAUUCUACAUUAUUGAAUGAAGUCACUUUCACGCUUACUGUAGAAGCUGUAGAAUGAAUUAGUUUAUAAUUGUUAUGGAGAUUGGUGUGCACUUGAUAUUGAGUUGAAUGUUGAAGUGAUUAAAAGAGAUUUGUACAUAGCCUCCGUGUAACUAGAAUGUUGUGAGAAAGAGCAACAAAUUUGUGUUAAGAAUUAAGAAAGUACACUGUAAACCAAGAUUGGAUUGAUCUUAACUUCAUCGCUUUAGAUAUCUACUAAUACCAGUAUUAUAAGGUCUCUUUUGUUGAUUUUCAGGACUUAACCUUGCUAAUAAUAACAUACACAUUAUAUUUCUUAAUUGGAUUACUUGGCCUAUCAAUAUAAAUUUCAAAUUUCUGGUAGAUAAAGCCAUCCAGUAUCUACAGUGUCGUCACCAUUUUACUUUGUCACAUCCGUAUGUGAUGUAUAACUCCCAGGUAUGUCCAUUAUAAAUAGUGAUACUGGUUAUAUGUUUACAAUGUUGGCUUUCCUAGUCAGAAAUUCUUUAAAAAAAAUUGAUUAUUCAAUCCUGUAUCAGCAAACUAUAAACCAUAUCCUGUAUCAAAACCAAUGUAUGGUAGCAAGUUAUCCAUUUCAUUUCAUAACAAACUUCUUUUUUUUUGCUGUUAAAACAUGGACAUGAGUAUGAUGGUUAUUUUUAGAUCACUUGAAUUAAAGUUGCUUGUCAUGGUUAUUUAUCAUCUUGACAUGGAAGUAUCAUCUGCAAUGCGAGGGACAGGGUUUAUUGGAAUAAGAUUACUAAAAUUUGAAAAAGAAUAAUCUCACAUAAUAACAGUUGGAACUCUUUAAAUUGUAGAAAUAAAAAAAGGCACUCAAACAGCAUGGCACCCUAGGGCUAGGGGAUGGCUAGAAUAAAGCGAUCACACAAUAUGGCACCCUAGGGCUAGGGGAUGGCUAAAAUAAAGCGAUCACACAAUAUGGCACCCUAGGGCUAGGGGAUGGCUAGAAUAAAGCGAUCACACAAUAUGGCACCCUAGGGCUAGGGGAUGGCUAAAAUAAAGCGAUCACACAAUAUGGCACCCUAGGGCUAGGGGAUGGCUAGAAUAAAGCGAUCACACAAUAUGGCACCCUAGGGACUAGGGGAUGGCUAAAAUAAAGCGAUCACACAAUAUUGGCACCCUAGGGGAUGGCAAUAGAUGAGGCAUCUCCAUAACUUUGCACCUAGGGUCUAAGGAUGGUUGAAAAACAAAGAAGGCCCAAUACAACAUUGCACCCUUGGUGGUUAAAAAUACAGGGAAAAUUUCUUAAAAUAUAACUAUAUUGUAAUUAACUGGCCAUUAUUAUUAUUUUUUUAUUUUUCAUAUAUUUAUUUUGCGAAAAUUCAAUCAAGAAUUAUUUGAGUGUGUAUCGUGGGCCAAUGUAUAUUUCAUUACACAAAAGUUUUAAAACAGAUACGACAAAAAAUUAUGAAAUAUUUAGUUCCAAAGUUCCCAUAUUGGAUGGUACUCUGAAUCACGGUUGAAUUGUAUGUUUGUCAGAUGUUACCUUUAACAAACUAUAAUGAUAUAUGUCAAGUAUACGUGAAGUUUUUCACUGUUCACAGAAAGAAUUUAAGUUAAAUCUUGAAAAUGUUUUUGUUUUCUGGAUUCCCAGUGUUAACAAUAACAUGAAACAAAAUUAUUGGGCAGUUUGUGUAACACAGCUUUGCAGAUAAAAAUAUUAUUAAAGAAAAAGUGGUAUUA